Molecule: messenger RNA, 2287 nt
Organism: Larimichthys crocea (large yellow croaker)
Lineage: Eukaryota; Metazoa; Chordata; Actinopteri; Sciaenidae
Gene: btbd17a
Product: BTB (POZ) domain containing 17a
Exons: 3
Coding region: 174-1709 (511 amino acids)
Molecular function (GO): protein binding
Source: RefSeq, a predicted model, not a curated record
ACAGCUGUCUGAGAGUCCCGCGGCCUCCCCGAUCGAAUCAAUGUCGUGCACAAAGCGUUGACAGCCAAGGACAGGAAAGUCAGAAUCAAAGUGGUAGUCAUGGAAACAACCCAGGUCUGUUUCCACCCACAAAUCGAUGAGGUUCUGUGUGUGUGUGUGUGUGUGUGGGCCGGAUGUGGCGAGGAGAACCCCUGUCCCACAUUCAGACACGGACGCCCCCGCUCGCCCUCCACAGACGCGGUGAGGACAGACGGAGGAAGAUGGUGAAACGAGUCCAGAUCCAGGCUGGGAUGCUGUUUUUGGCUCUGGGUGUGCACCUGGGGGCAGCUGCCGCAGGCAUGCUCAGAGUUGACGGGGCCCAGGAUGGAGGUGGUAGUGGUGGUGCGGACACCAUCAGCCACUCCCUGACCCUGGUGCAGCGCCUGGAGGCCCUGCUGGUUCAGGGUAACGGCAGUGACGUGUCGCUCAGGGUGGAGACGCCCAACGCUGAUGAGGUGAAGGUGAUCCAGGCUCACUCUCUGGUGCUCUCCCUGCAGAGCCCCGUGUUCGAGGAGGCGCUGCUGAACCGCAACGGCAGCACGUUGGUCCUGAAGGAGAGCUCCGACUGUGCUGCCGCGUUUGACAAGUUCAUCAGGUAUCUGUACUGUGGAGAGAUUUCUCUGCGUCUGGACCAGGCCACACCUUUACACAAGCUGGCCACUAAAUAUCAAGUGACGGUUCUCCAGCAGGGCAUCACCCGGUACAUGACCCAGAAUCUGGCCCGGGACUCCUCCUCGGGCCACGUGGCGGGCUGGUACGAGUACGCCCUGCAGGCCGGGGACGUGACCCUGAGGGACAGCUGUCUGCAGUACAUGGCCUGGAACCUGUCGUCGGUGCUGCAGAGCGGAGAGUGGGCGACCAUCAGCAGCCAGCUGCUCAUGGCGCUGCUGCAGCGCUCAGACCUCAUCCUGCAGAGCGAGAUGGAGCUCUUCGCAGCGCUGGAGGCCUGGAUUAUUCAGAACGAGCCGGACGGUCUGACAGCAGAGAACGCUUUGAGAGCUGUGCGUUAUGCCAUGAUGCCACCGCGGGAGCUCUUCCGCCUGCAGACCCAGUCGUCAGUCCUGGCUCAGUAUCAGGAGUCAGUGCGUGACCUGCUGUACAUGUCCUACCAGUUCCACGCUGCACCGCCGCUGCAAAUGGCCAAAUACUUUGACGUCAACUGCAGCCUCUUCGUGCCCAGGAACUACCUGUCACCAUUGUGGGGGUCGCCCUGGAUCAUCAGCAACCCAUCACGAGACGACCGCAGCACCAGCUUCCAGACCCAGCUGGGGCCCAGCGGCCAUGACGCCAGCAAGCGGGUGACUUGGAACGCUCUGUUCUCUCCACGGUGGUUACCCCUCAGCAUGAGGUCCAUGUACACGGAGUCGGGCGCCAUGCAGCCAACACGUGUAGAAGGAGGGCGCCCUCGGAUCAUCAUCACGCCGGCCACGUCCAGCACUGAUUUCGCCGGGGUGAACUUCCAGAAGACGGUGCUUGUGAUGGCUCAGCGGCAGGGGAAGGUGGUGGUGAAACACGUCUACAACUUCCAUCAGAGCACGGAGGAAAACGGGGAUUUCUUGGUCGAAGCAGAUUUAUACCGCCGGACGUCUGAGUACCUCACUGACAGCUCCCUCUUCCUCCAUAUUGUGGUGAAGCCGCUGUACCAAACCCUCAUAACCACCAAGAACUGAUCCUGUCACGUCACGUCACCACAAAGUCCAGCCCACUGAAGCGACAUCACGAGGAUGUGGAUCUGAACUCUGAAACAUCCCAUGAAAAUGUGGAUUAAUCCGCAGCUUAAAAUAGUCCCCAACAGAUGCACAAACAAAUGUUUCCUUUUGUUUGAGUAACGUCUGAUAAAAAAUAACUGAACUUAUUUUAAAUAAUAAAACUAUGUAUUUGUAUUCGUGAAGUUUAAAGAUUUACACCGACUGAAACACAUUUCUGUUUUUCUGUUGUCUUGUCCUUUGUAUGUUUGAUGUUCUGUUCCUGAAACAUUUUUCUUUGUGUUGUUUUUAGAUUUUGGUAUUAAAGCUCAUUUACACUUCAGACUUCGUCUAUGUUACAUGUAACUGUUGUUUCAGCAGCUUUUUAACGACGUGUUGUUAAAUGAAAUAUAGAUUAAAAUGUUGAAAUGUCUCCAACCUUCAGACAUUUUUGACCUUCUGACCUUCCCGGACACUAAAUGUUUUACUUUUACUUUAGUCGUCAUGUAACAAUAUAUAACAAACUCUUCACGCUGCAGUAGAUGUCAUUAGUUUAUUAAUGA